UCAACCGUCAAGUGAAAUCUGCAGUUGAAUAAAUUUAAUGAAUUUAACAAGAAUUUCAACAUUAAUCUAGCAGCAAUCUCCGUAAAUAAUUAAUUAAGGAUCAUUAGAAAUCAUGUAAAUAAACAGUGAAGCUUAAAAAUGCUGAAAUUCCUGAAAAAUGACAACAAGAAAAAAUCUAUUGAUGACGAGAAGAUACAUGACAUCUUUAGUUUAGAUGAAGCGGAGAGGAUAUAUUUUGAAAAUAAUGAUUGCGCUAGCACGCAUAAUAGCGAUAAAAAAUUGCACAGGAAUCUUCUGGACAUUUUAAACGAUAAAGCAAUUUUAUCGUUUUAUAUACAAUACCUCGAAUCAAAAAACGGACUGCCUUUAGUGAAAUUCUGGCUUGAUGUCGAGACAUUUAAAACAGUCGGUGAUACAACAUCAAGUGUCUUUACAGAUCGUGCUGAAUCUCGAGUCAGUAAUUAUGAUAAUACGAAAAAAGAUAUCCGAAGGAAAUCUUUAGACACUGGAUGUGAUACAUUUAGAGAUUAUGAUUGUGUUUCGAUAUCGACGACAACAAGCAUUAGCAAUUUUGAUGAGACAGAAGAAACUCAUUCAAAUAUUGAAGAUGAAGUUGAUAAUUCAAGAACGCCUGAAAUUGUCGAGCGAAUGACACAAUCACUUACUGACGAUGAAAAGUCAAAAAUAUGCGAGAAUAAUCGCAAGAAGGAUGAUUGUGAUCCAACAGAAACAAACAACAAUAGUAUUACUAGAAAUGGUGAAAAUGAUGAAUCAAGGAAAUUUAAGCCUUUAAUUCUUGAGGAUGCAUUGAGAAUUUACCGAAAGUACUUAGUAACCGAUUCUAUGUACUUAGUCGAAUUGCCAGCAAUAAUUCUAUCAAAAUUGUCUUUAGCUCUCUGUGGCAAUGAUUCAGAGACAGAAAUUGAUUUAAAUAAUUUAUGGCAGGCAUUUGACGAAGCACAGAAUCAUGUCUUUGAAGUCAUGGAAAAAGAAUAUUUAAGUGAAUUUUUAGAGAGUACAUUCUACAGUAAAUACACUAUUGACAUAUUAACAAGUGAUAAUUUGUGUUUCGAAGAAAUUUUAUGCAGUGAAUCAGCACUGUUUUAUUUCAUGGAAUUUUUAGAACAAGAUCGCGAACCUUGUAAAAUACCGUACUUGGAAUUCUGGUUGUCAGCAACAAAUUUUCGUAAGCAAUCGGAUCAAAGUGAUGACUUGAAUAAUGACCAAUUAAGAAUGGAUGCACUUGUGAUAUACGAAAAGUGGUUUUCUCUUCAGGCAACAUCGCCAUUAAAUUUUUCCAAUAAAAUUCGUGUCAAAGUUGAGGAACAAAUUUGCUCCUCAUCAACACCAACGUGCUUCGAUACACCAAUUAAAAUUGUUGAAUUAUAUCUGGAACGGAACUGCUUCAAAAGAUUUAUGAAAUCUCAAUUAUUUUUCAAACAUUUAUCAGAAGUUAUGAGUAAAGUUGAUAUAAGUGAUAAGAAUAUGCACAAUUCGAGUGGAAUCAUAAGAAGGAAUUCAAGCUAUUCACUUAAAUUUCCAUCAAAUGGAAAGCAUCGUCGUACGAAUUCCGAGUCUUUUGAACAUAAAAUGACUCGAAGUAUUUCAGCACAAAAUACACUUCUUGCAGGUCUUGAUUACAAACGAAGCAAUAAAAAUUCAACAGAUUUGCAAAUAGAUUCACGUCAGCUUGUCGAUCCUGAUUUAUUAUGGCACAGACAUAAUUCAACAUCAAAGUUAAGUUUUGGAAGAGUUGAUGCGUACGGAAGAUAUGAACGAGAUUUUGUAAUGCCUACAAAUAAUCACUUUAUUCCAACGUCAAGAUCAUUCCAAUUACAAAAUGACAUAAUUGACAUUGAGAAUCCUCAGUCAAUUUUUGAUCAAUCAAAAUGGAAUAGUACACAAAAUAGGCUGAAAAAUGCUGUAAGAAAGUUUGUUCAUUUACCAGAAGAUACAAUGCAGGAAGAGAUUGCAUGGCAAGUUGCUGAAUUGAUUGUUAAGGAUGUUACAAAUAUCACGUUACAAAAUGAAAAUUUUAAUAAUCAUUCUUAGUUAUAGACAAAUAUUAAACUUCCGUUUCCCGAACAAAUAUCAAGUCCUUUACGUAACUACUUCUUAUAGUCCAAACUACUCAACAACUUGUU
Chironomus riparius is the source of this 2144-nucleotide messenger RNA. The record is from the annotation of a GenBank genome assembly. NCBI's taxonomy places the organism in Eukaryota, Metazoa, Arthropoda, Insecta, Diptera, Chironomidae.